Molecule: messenger RNA, 3624 nt
Organism: Closterium sp. NIES-67
Lineage: Eukaryota; Viridiplantae; Streptophyta; Zygnematophyceae; Desmidiales; Closteriaceae
Source: the annotation of a GenBank genome assembly
UUACGCGAAUAAUGUAGUCAAAACAGCGAGACACGUGUUACCAAAACCUGAAGCUGACCACAAAAACGCCACAAUCGCACACAGUCUGCUUCCUCACAGCAGUCAGCAGGCCUGAAGUAGGCUUCAGCUGUUUCAUCCAUUAUCGGUUUCUUCCGUUGUCGAUUUCCCCAUAAGGAGGUUGCUGAAAUUCGUAGGCAGUAGCUCUUCCGAGAUUCUCGACUAGAAGGGGUUGCUUCUGUCUAGGGACCUUGCCACCUCUCUGCAAACAGGUUCUCGUCCCCAGGGGCCUCUUUGUGCUUGCCGCGUACAAGAUUCUUCUUGCCAGCUCCCAAGCACAUAUUCAAUAUGGCUGGAGCUAUCGCUCAGUCGUCGCUCGUCUCCGCGAGCGUGGUCCUCCAUGGCGGUAACAAAGCCAGCCGACGGUCGCGACGCUCGUCGUCCACCGUCGCCAGCGUCGCAGCUCCUCGCACGCUCCAGUCGUUCUCCGGCCUGAGGCGUCCUGGCCGAGCUGACGUGGCUCUCAGGGGCUCGCCGUCGCUGGCAGCGGUCGUCGCGAAGCAGACUAAGCCCGGCUCCUCCAGCGUCGCGACACGCGGCGUGGCUGUCGCCAUGUUCGAGCGCUUCACGGAGAAGGCGAUUAAGGUGAUCAUGCUGGCGCAAGAGGAGGCGCGUCGUCUGGGCCACAACUUCGUCGGCACGGAGCAGAUCCUCCUGGGGCUCGUCGGUGAGGGGACCGGGAUCGCCGCCAAGGUGCUCAAGUCGCUGGGGGUGAAUCUCAAGGAGGCGCGCGUGGAGGUCGAGAAGAUCAUCGGCCGCGGCUCUGGCUUCGUCGCCGUCGAGAUUCCAUUCACGCCGCGCGCCAAGCGCGUGCUGGAGCUCUCUCUUGAAGAAGCGCGCCAACUCGGCCACAACUACAUCGGCACGGAGCAUCUGUUGCUCGGUCUCCUGCGCGAGGGCGAGGGGGUGGCCGCGCGGGUUCUCGAGAACCUGGGCGCGGAUCCGGGGAACAUCCGCUCGCAGGUGAUCCGCAUGGUGGGGGAGAGCGCGGAGGCGGUGGGCGCAGGCGUGGGCGGCGGCAGCAGCAACUCCAAGAUGCCGACGCUCGAGGAGUACGGCACCAACCUCACCAAGCUCGCUGAGGACGGCAAGCUCGACCCGGUGGUGGGCCGGAUUGCGCAGAUUGAGCGCGUGACACAGAUUCUGGGCCGCCGCACCAAGAACAACCCGUGUCUCAUCGGCGAGCCUGGCGUGGGCAAGACCGCCAUUGCUGAGGGCCUGGCUCAGAGAAUCGCGUCUGGAGACGUGCCUGAGACGCUCGAGGGAAAGAAGGUCAUCACCCUGGACAUGGGUCUGCUUGUAGCGGGGACGAAGUACCGGGGAGAGUUUGAGGAGCGGUUGAAGAAGCUGAUGGAUGAGAUCAAGCAGGCGGACGAUAUCAUCCUCUUCAUCGACGAGGUCCACACGCUUAUCGGGGCAGGAGCAGCCGAGGGCGCGAUCGACGCAGCCAACAUCCUCAAGCCGGCGAUGGCCCGCGGCGAGCUGCAGUGCAUUGGCGCGACGACGAUCGACGAGUACCGCAAGCACAUUGAGAAGGACCCGGCUCUGGAGCGCCGCUUCCAGCCCGUGCAGGUGCCUGAGCCGUCCGUGGAUGAGACGAUUCUGAUCCUCAAGGGGCUGAGGGAGCGGUAUGAGAUCCACCACAAGCUCAAGUAUACGGAUGAGUCGCUCGCUGCUGCGGCCCAGCUCUCGUACCAGUACAUCAGUGACCGUUUCCUCCCUGAUAAGGCUAUCGACCUGAUCGACGAAGCUGGAUCCCGCGUGCGCCUGCGACACGCGCAACUCCCGGAGGAGGCCAAGGAGCUGGACAAGCAGCUGCGGCAGAUCACCAAGGACAAGAACGAGGCGGUGCGCAACCAGGACUUUGAGAAGGCCGGGGAGCUCCGCGACCAGGAAAUGGACCUCAAGACGCAGAUCACCGCCAUUAUGGAGAAGAGCAAGGAGACCAACAAGGCCGAGGUUGAAGCCUCCGGCGGCGCUAUCGGCCCGACGGUCACCGAAGCGGAUAUCCAUAACAUCGUGUCGGCGUGGACGGGGAUCCCAGUGGAGAAGGUGUCGAGCGACGAGAGCGACCGUCUGCUCAAGAUGGAGGGCACCCUGCACCAGCGGGUCAUCGGGCAAGACGAGGCUGUUAAGGCCAUCUCCCGCGCGAUCCGGCGCGCCCGCGUCGGGCUGAAGAAUCCCAACCGUCCGAUCGCGAGCUUCAUCUUCUCGGGCCCGACGGGCGUGGGGAAGUCGGAGCUGGCGAAGUCCCUUGCGGCGUAUUACUUUGGGUCGGAGGAGGCGAUGGUGCGGCUGGACAUGUCGGAGUUCAUGGAGCGCCACACGGUGUCCAAGCUGAUCGGAUCGCCCCCAGGCUACGUGGGGUACAGCGAGGGCGGACAGCUCACUGAGGCGGUCAGAAGGAGGCCGUACACCGUGGUGCUGUUUGAUGAGAUUGAGAAGGCACACCCGGAUGUGUUCAAUAUGAUGCUCCAGAUUCUUGAGGACGGUCGCCUCACGGAUAGCAAGGGCCGCACGGUCGAUUUCAAGAACACUCUCCUCAUCAUGACGUCCAACGUGGGCUCCUCAGUGAUCGAGAAGGGUGGCGGCGGGAUUGGCUUCCAGCUGGACUAUGGCGAGAAGGACACGAGCUACAACCGCAUCAAGACGCUGGUGAAUGAGGAGCUGAAGCAGUACUUCCGCCCCGAGUUCCUGAAUCGGCUGGAUGAGAUCAUUGUGUUCCGCCAGCUCACCAAGCCGGAGGUGAAGGAGAUCAGCGAUAUUAUGUUGAAGGAGGUGUUUGAACGGCUCAAGAAGAAGGACAUCGACCUGCAGGUCACCGAGCGCUUCAGGGACCGUGUUGUGGACGAGGGCUACAGCCCCAGCUACGGUGCGCGGCCUUUGAGGAGAGCCAUCAUGCGGCUGCUGGAGGACAGCAUGGCGGAGCGGAUGCUGUCGGGGGAGAUCAAGGAGGGAGACAGCGCCAUCAUCGAUGUGGACGCGGAUGGGAACGUGACGGUUCUGAAUGGCAGCACGGGAACAGCCACCUCCACAAUCAUCGAGGCUCCUGCUGGCAUCUCCUAGAGAGGAGUAGUGGGGUGGAUGGGAGGGAGGAGGGAGAGGGGUUGGGUAGGUGGGGGGCAUGUUGGGGGGUAUUGGAUGUUGCUGAUGGGAGUGAUGGGUCCCCAGAGGAAUACUUGGAGUGGACUGCUGCUCCAUCCUUUUGAGACGCGCCUAAACUAAAUUCCAUAGAGGAAAAUGGGAAUUGCUCCCUCAGUGAGUGUUUCUCGGCUCUUUUUCCUGGCAUUUUUUGGAUGGGAUAGGCAAUGUGGCUCGUAGGGUGGGAGGAGGGAGUGCUGCGGUGGGAGCUUUUGUGCUGCCCUGUAAUUACUUAUUCGUGCAGUGUGUCAGACUUUCGGCUGGUUUACGCUUGUGCUAGUUGAGGGAGGCUAUUUUGACUCAGGAGUACUUCUCACCCUGAUGCCAUUUGCGGGUAUUGCUUUGGGGUAAAACUGAUGAUAAUAAUAAGAAAAUCGAUCUGAUGAUAAUUCCGGUAACGAGCUGCAAUACAUCAUACGCGCUUGU